GCAAAAUAAACGAACAGUCAACUUUGUAGUGGCUAUCUUCAACUACUUUGACCGACGAACUUCGAACGUGAGGAGCUUUCUUAUAUUUCGUAUUACGUAUUUCCCCCCUAUUGAUUGAUAAUUGAACCGUAGGUCUAGGAAGCCGAUCCAAGAUGUCUGAGGAGGAUGGAGGACCUGCCUUGAAGAAACCAAGGGUCCACUAUGGUUCCCUGGAGGAGCAUCUCAAGAAACCUGAUGCCUCUGAUGCUAUCAACAUGGGUCUCGAGGCAGGCAAUAUUAACCUCUCCAGUGGUGAAACAUUUGAUAUGGAAGAACACAUCAGUGAAAGAAGAAAAGAAUUAUUGGCAGAAUUUGAAAGAAGGAGAAAGGCAAGACAAAUCACAGUUUCAACAGAUGAUUCUGAAGUAAAGGCACAACUGAGGAAAUAUGGAGAACCUAUUUGUAUAUUUGGGGAAGGCCCGGCUGAGAGACGAGAGAGGCUUCGUCAUCUCCUUGCUGCUCUCGGGGAGAUGGCCGACCAAGACAAACAAGCCAAGAAAGCCAGCAAAGAGAAGGCCAAAGCUGAUCAAGCGGAAAAGCAAACUACGUGGUAUCAUGAGGGUCCUGCGAGUCUGAAAAAUGCCAGACUGUGGAUUGCUGAGUAUUCUUUACCAAGAGCUGAUAAGAGGUUACAGGAAGCAGCAGAAACCAUGAGGAUUCCGGAAUCUCAGUCAAACGCAAGGAGACAAGAAUUACACAGAAAAGCCAGAAGUCUAACAGCAAUAGGUAGUCAGGUUGGAGACCAAAGGCCUAUCUCUUAUUGUCGGUUCAGCCCUGACUCCAGAUUACUUGCCACAGCUUCAUGGAGUGGUCUGAUCAAGCUGUGGACUUCACCAGACUUCAAUCUGUUCAAGACACUGAGAGGCCACAAUGCCCAUGUGGGCUGUGUGGUGUUCCACCCUCAAGCUACCCUCUCGCUCUCCCCCAACGCCUGCUGCAUGGCUUCUUGCUCGGCAGACGGUGCGGUCAAACUCUGGAACUUUGAAAGUGAUGAACCCAUUGCAAACAUAGAAGGUCAUGAAGCAAGGGUGAGCAAAAUAGAGUACCACCCAUCAGGAAGAUUCCUUGGUACUGCUUGCUUUGACUCCUCCUGGAGACUGUGGGAUCUUGAGGUACAGGAGGAGAUUCUCCACCAGGAGGGCCACAGUAAAGCAGUCUACUCCAUCGACUUUCAGAAGGAUGGUGCUGUAUGUGCAACAGGUGGAAUGGAUGCCUUUGGUAGGUUAUGGGACCUGAGGACAGGACGAUGUAUCAUGUUCUUGGAGGGUCAUCUCAAGUCAGUACUAGCGGUCAACUUCUCACCAAACUGCUAUCAGCUUGCUACUGGUAGCGAAGAUAACACAGCUAAGAUUUGGGACAUGAGACAGAGGAAAGUACUUUACACCAUUCCAGCUCAUCAAAAUAUCAUAACAGGACUCAAAUUCCAAGGAACUUCUGGGGAUUAUCUCAUCACCUGUUCAUAUGAUGGCACAGCAAAGGUUUGGGCACAUCCAGGAUGGUCGCCUCUCAACACUCUGGCAGGGCAUGAUGGGAAGGUCAUGUCCGUUGACCUGUCACCUAAUGAGAAAUACAUUGCCACAUCGUCGUUUGACAGGACAUUCAAGUUGUGGGCUCCCGAGUGAAUGAAAUAAAGUGGGAUUUUUCUUUUCUUAUUUCUACUUUCACACUGGACACUGGAGACAAAUUUAUAUAAAAACAUGCUCACAAGGACCCAAAAGGUGAAAAAUUUUCCCUUUCUUCAAAUCAUGGAUAUUUGAUGUGGUCCUUUUUUGUAACGGAGAGGUUUUGAGACACUUGUCAAAUACGAUUACUCCUUCGCACUGGAAAUUUACGUAAAUAUUAAUCGCUCACUACAAUUAAGACAAAGACCAGGAGCCUGUUUCAUAAAGGACUGUUGUAACUUUGCCAUUAUUGGCAACUACAUAUACCAUGGUAACAGGGCUCAUCAGCCAUUCAGAAUCAAGGUUACCAUGGUAGUUGCCAUAAUGGCAAAGUUACAUCAGUUGUAAGCCCUUUAUGAAACGGGCCCCAGGGCUGAAUUAUGAAAUUGUCUCAUCUCCUAUUUAUGUUUUAAUUGCCUUAGCAACUACAAGUAAAUUUACAAUAAUUUGAUGGCUGUUGUAUUUCAAUGUUGAGUGCAACUUUUAUUGGUCAACAAGAAGUAUUUAUUGCUGGAUUUCGGAAGAACAUCCUGUUUUACAAGAGGAGACAUUCCAAAGAUAUUACAAAGAUAGAUUUGCAGAUUUUUUACCAAUUUAAUGAUCGCAUUAAAGAUGAAUUGUUUUGGAGAUGCCCCAGGAAGAAUCUCCAUGUUAUGUCGGCAUAGAAGCGUAAAAAUCAUAAGCGUCAAGGGGGCAAAAGAAAUUAAGCCUACAGUCAAUAAUGCGCUACAUGUUUUUUUUACAGGAGAGGCACUUCUCUAUUGGUAGAUCGGUUCAUGUAGAAUAAGUGUUUGGUGGACAAAAUGUUAUCUUGCGGAGAUCACAGAAAAUACAAGACAAGACAAUUUGCAGAAUACCACCCCAAAAGUCUGUUUAAAUGACGACAUCAACGUCAAAGCUAAAAUAUGCUUGUUUCAGAUGUCUGCUGUGGCCAAAAUUCAGGCAGUAAGACUUUAAAAAAACUUUGUUGAAAUUCAUGUGGACUUCAAAAGUUCCCAAAACAGAAUGUUGAAUUCCAUCCUCAUGUAGAUCCAUGCUUAUUAUAUUCUCUCAAGAAUACAAUUUCUUGUAUUCUUAUCUUGACCUGUUUUUAGACAAACUCAUCUCUCUCAAACCAAGUCAAAACAGGAAGAUACAAUAAUCCUAAGCAUUCAGUAAAAUGUAAAUUUUAUUCUCUUUUGUACAAAGAUGUGAUUUUUUUACAUAAUAAAAGAAAGAGCUAGUGCUUCGUAGAGUACUGGUGAGAUUCAAAA
Lytechinus pictus (painted urchin) is the source of this 2953-nucleotide messenger RNA. RefSeq names its product U4/U6 small nuclear ribonucleoprotein Prp4-like. Gene Ontology annotation, cellular component: U4/U6 x U5 tri-snRNP complex. Gene Ontology annotation, molecular function: U4 snRNA binding; protein binding; U6 snRNA binding. The transcript has 15 exons. The record is from RefSeq and is a predicted model, not a curated record. The coding region runs from base 153 to 1661 and encodes 502 amino acids. Gene Ontology annotation, biological process: mRNA splicing, via spliceosome. Lineage: Eukaryota; Metazoa; Echinodermata; Echinoidea; Temnopleuroida; Toxopneustidae.